AUGAGCGUUUCCCAAGACAAAGUCGACGCCAUCAUGGCGCAACUGUCUCUCACCGAGAAAUGCCUUUUACUCUCCGGAAAAAACAUGUGGGAGACAUAUGAGUUGCCCCAAUUUGGCAUUCAAUCCCUCAAGACAACCGAUGGACCGGCCGGUGUCCGGGGAGCAAAAUGGACGGACGGCUCGUACACAACUUUCAUUCCCUGCGGCAUUUCCUUGGGUGCGACAUUUGACCCGCAGCUUAUCGAACGUGUCGGCACCGUUUUGGGUGCUGAAACUAAAGGCAAGAAAGCACAUAUCCUUCUUGCGCCAACGAUGAAUCUCAGUCGAUCUCCGUUGGGAGGGCGGAACUUUGAGAACUUUGGAGAAGACCCCUUUCUGACUGGUGUCAUGGCCAUGCACUACAUUCAAGGAAUCCAGAGCCAAGGUGUCGGAGCGUGUAUGAAACAUUUUGUCGCCAACGACCAGGAGACCCGGCGCUUCAAUAUGGACGAGCAAAUUGAUGAGCGGACGCUGCGUGAAGUGUACCUCAAGCCUUUCUACAUGGCCCUGAAGGCCGAUCCCUGGGCAGCAAUGACGAGCUAUCCCAAGAUCAAUGGCGAGCACGCUGAUACCAGCCGACAUUUGGUAUAUGAGAUUCUGCGCAAGGAGUGGGGGUUUCAGAACAUGGUGAUGAGUGAUUGGGGCGGCUUGAACUCGACGGUCGGAAGUAUCAAGGCUACUACAGACCUCGAGAUGCCAGGACCACCGGUACGGUACGGGCCUGAAUUGGAGGCAGCUGUGUGUGCGAGGCAGGUUUCGGAGAAAGAUGAUAUCGACCCAUCUGUGCGAAGAGUGCUGAGAACCCUUGAUCGAGCCGGUCUUCUUUCUUCCCAUGAAGAUUCUAAGAAUGUCUCUCCGACGUCGGUCGUCGAUGCGAUCAAUGACGCUACUGCCAAAGGGUGCGAAGAAACCCUUGACAGACCUGAAUUCCGAGCUAUUGCGCGCGAAGCCGCAGCAUCAGGAAUUGUACUUCUGAAGAACAGUGAUGACAUUCUACCGUUGCAGUCUGCUAAACUGAAGAAAAUAGCCAUUGUUGGACCCAAUGCGAAAACACCAACGGCGGGUGGCACAGGCAGUGCCAUUGUGAACCCGUACUAUAUCACCACCCCUUACGAGUCCAUCGUCGAAGCCGCUCAAAAUAUCAAUCCAGAUGUUGAAAUUGUACAUGAACAGGGAAUCCUCACCCAUCUGCAUCUGCCUUUGUUGGGGGACAUUCUUACCACCCCAGAUGGCAAGAUGAUUGGAGUCCAGGUGGACUUCUACCAUGGCCACAAUUUCGAAGGCGAUAUUGUUGCCACAACCUAUUGGCAGAAUUCCAUGGUGUAUCUGAUGAGCGAUGGUGACAUACCUUCCAGCCUUCGCGGGCAGCCAUACUGCUUCCGUGUGCUGGGGCGAUUUACACCCACCAUCAGCGGAGAAUAUGAUUUUAGCCUCUCCAACACUGGCAAAGCCAUGUUCUUCGUGAAUAAUGAGUUGUUUAUCGACAACAGGGAAUGGAGCAAAAUAUGCGCCAAUUUCAUGAAUUGCAGCAGUCCAGACAAGCUGGACUCGAUGCAUCUCCAAGCAGGCGUCACGUACGACUUCCGGAUCGACAAUGUAGCUGUGCCUCCACCAACUCGACCGCAUGACAACACCUUAUUUCAUCGCAUUGCCGGAGUCAAAGUUGGAAUGUUGAUUCAAAGUGAUGAAGAGACUAUGAUGGAGUCAGCAUUGAAUGCGGCUCGGGAGGCAGAUGUGACAAUUGUUGUUGCAGGCCACAACAAUGACACGGAACGCGAAGGCUGUGACCGCAUCUCUCUUGCUCUCCCGCGGCGAACCGACGAACUGAUUCAUAAGCUCUGCGAAGAAAACUCCAACACUGUCGUUGUGACUCAAUCUGCAUGUGCUAUCACAAUGCCAUGGGCUAGCAAGGCACGCGCUAUCGUUCAUGCCUGGUACCAAGGACAAGAAAACGGCAAUGCUUUGGCAGAUGUCCUACUCGGUUAUGUGAACCCGUCUGGGAAGUUGCCUCUCACCUUCCCGCAUAAGCUUGAGGAUCAUGGCUCUCAUUCUUGGUUCCCGGGAGAUGCAGUCAAGGAUCAUGCUGAAUAUGGCGAGGGGGUUCUUGUUGGUUACCGUUGGUUUGACGACCAAAAAAUCGAGCCGCUUUGGCCAUUCGGCUACGGGCUCUCGUACACUACUUUCGAGAUCACUGGUGUACAAGCAGAAGGCGCCAUUGCAGCAGACGGAUCACAGAAUGCGACAAUAAUUGCCACUGCUACUAAUACCGGACAAUGCGCCGGCAGUGAAGUCAUUCAGGUCUAUGUGUCUUCAUCUUGGUGCAUAAAGGCUGCCCCAAAAGUCCCGAAGGCACUGGCUGGCUUCAAAAAGGUGUUCCUCCAGCCAGGGGAGAGUAAGACAGUCCAUCUUUCUAUCGGUUGUGAUAUAGUAGCCUGGUAUGAUACAGAAGCGUGCAAUGGCACCGGUCCAGCUGGAAGAUGGCGCAUAGAUCAAGGAACAUACCAGUGCUUUGUCGGUUCCAGCUCGCGGGAUAUUUGUGCAGCAGUAGAUGUUAUAGUAGAAUAG
Messenger RNA from Aspergillus affinis, 2604 nucleotides. RefSeq lists its product as uncharacterized. Gene Ontology annotation, biological process: glucan catabolic process. The coding region runs from base 1 to 2604 and encodes 867 amino acids. Gene Ontology annotation, molecular function: beta-glucosidase activity. The transcript has a single exon. Lineage: Eukaryota; Fungi; Ascomycota; Eurotiomycetes; Eurotiales; Aspergillaceae. The record is from RefSeq and is a predicted model, not a curated record.